AGAGAAGCUCCGGGAACGUGAGGCUUGCCAACUGAUCGAUCCUUCAUUUGUCUGGACAAGUCUUCCUUCACUUUCUCGAGAGGCUGUCUGUCUGUUCCGCAAAUAUGACUCUCGGUCACAACAGACAUCAUCCGGACGAUGACGUCGAGGCCAAUGCCUUGGACAACAGUUCGAGCAGCGGCGGCCUCGGCGGGAAGGACCUCGGAGAGUACGAGGCCCUCGACCGGUACAUCACCACCUACGAUGCCAGCGGCAACAAUCAUGGUGUAGAGGAGGAGGAAAGAAAGCCCAUCGCGUGGUGGAAAUUCUGGAAGAGCGAGGACCCGACGUACGACAGUCAGCAGGCUGGACAGGAGGGCAAGGCGCCGCCACAUUGGCUCGAGACCGAUAUUCAUGCCGGUAUCAGCAGCAGCGAGGUCGCAGAGAGACGGAAGCGUUUCGGCUGGAACGAACUUACUGCUGAGAAGGAGAACCAGUUCCGCAAGUUCUUGGGCUUCUUUGAAGGACCAAUUCUAUAUGUCAUGGAAAUCGCUGCCCUGCUCGCCGUUGGUCUGAACGAUUGGAUCGAUUUCGGUGUUAUUGUUGGCAUUCUUCUUUUGAACGCUUUUGUCGGAUACUACCAAGAGAAGCAGGCAGCAGAUGUCGUUGCCAGUCUGAAGGGUGACAUUGCUAUGAAGACAACUGUUGUUCGGGACGGCCAAGAACAGAUCAUCCUGGCUAGGGAAUUGGUUCCAGGCGAUGUUGUCAUUCUGCAAGAAGGACAGACUAUUCCUGGCGACUGCCAGCUGAUCUGCGACUACAACACCCCUCAGGACUUUGAAGAAUUCAAGAAGCUGAAGAACGAGGACAAGUUCGACCCUAAUGCGGCCAGUGAAGCCAAUGGCGAUGACAAGGCUGGCAAGGAAAUGAACGAUGAUGACGAUGCUGGAUCUAUCCACUAUGGUGUUUCUCUGAUUGCUUGCGACCAGUCCGCCAUCACCGGAGAGUCUCUCGCUGUUGAUAAGUUUAUGGGCGAUGGAGUUUACUACACUACUGGAUGCAAGCGAGGCAAGGCGUACGCCAUCGUCACGACUUCAGCAAAGUACUCGUUCGUCGGAAAGACUGCCAGUCUGGUCGAGGGUACCAAGGAUACCGGGCACUUCAAGCAGGUCAUGGAUACCAUCGGCACAUCUCUUCUUGUCCUGGUCAUGUUCUGGAUUCUGGCGGCUUGGAUCGGUGGAUUCUUCCGUCACAUCCACAUUGCCACUCCAGGCGUUCAGACGCUUCUUGAUUACGCUUUGGUGCUUUUCAUCAUUGGAGUCCCUGUCGGUCUGCCUGUCGUCACCACGACCACUCUGGCUGUUGGUGCUGCGUACUUGGCCAAGCAGAAGGCUAUCGUUCAGAAGCUGACUGCCAUUGAGUCUCUGGCCGGUGUCAACGUGCUUUGCUCUGAUAAGACUGGCACACUGACUGCGAACAAGCUCUCUAUCCGGGAGCCAUAUGUCGCCGAAGGCCAGGACGUCAACUGGAUGAUGGCCGUGGCAGCUCUUGCCAGCUCUCACAAUAUCCAGUCGCUGGAUCCUAUUGAUAAGAUCACGAUCCUGACCCUCAAGCGUUACCCCAAGGCUCGCGAGAUCCUCCGCCAGGGAUGGGCUACGGAUAAGUUCACCCCAUUCGAUCCCGUCUCAAAGCGCAUUACUUGCGAGUGCCGCCUCGGAAAUGACAGGUACAUCUGUGCCAAGGGUGCUCCAAGAGCUGUUGUCCAGCUGGCCGACACGACCGAGGAAGUCCGGAAUCUGUACAAUCUCAAGGCUAAGGAGUUUGCUGCUCGUGGAUUCCGAUCUCUUGGUGUGGCUGUCAAGAAGAACGACGAGCCGUGGCAGCUGUUGGGGAUGAUUUCCAUGUUCGACCCCCCUCGUGAAGACACCGCCCAGACUAUUCUCGAGGCUCAGGCUCUGGGUGUUCCCGUCAAGAUGUUGACUGGUGAUGCCAUCGCCAUUGCCAAGGAAACUUGCAAGAUGCUGAGCAUGGGAACCAAGGUUUACAACGCCAACAAACUGUUUAACUCUGGACUUUCCGGUGCCCUCCAGCAUGAUCUCAUUGAGCGUGCCGACGGGUUUGCCGAGGUGUUCCCCGAGCACAAGUACCAGGUCGUGGAGAUGCUGCAGCAGAGAGGCUCCCUGACCGCCAUGACUGGUGAUGGUGUCAACGACGCUCCCUCCCUCAAGAAGGCUGACUGUGGCAUUGCUGUCGAGGGUUCCUCCGAGGCCGCUCAAGCCGCAGCUGAUAUCGUGUUCCUGGCCCCUGGACUGAGCACCAUCAUCCUCUCCAUCAAGACUGCCCGACAGAUCUUCCAGCGCAUGAAGGCUUACAUCCAGUACCGUAUCGCUCUAUGUCUUCAUCUCGAGAUCUACCUGACCACCUCCAUGAUCAUCCUGAACGAGACCGUCCGCCCCGACCUGAUCGUCUUCAUCGCCCUCUUCGCCGACCUGGCCACUGUCGCAGUUGCUUACGAUAACGCCCACGUCGAGCCGAGACCCGUCGAGUGGCAGCUCAGCAAGAUCUGGGUCAUCAGCGUAAUCCUCGGAUUCGAGCUCGCCGUCGCUACCUGGAUCGUGCGCGGUACCAUGUUCCUCACCAACGGCGGUAUCAUCCAGAACUUUGGCUCCAUCCAGGAGGUUCUCUUCCUCGAGAUCGCCCUCACGGAGAACUGGCUCAUCUUCGUCACCCGCGGCGGCAAGACGUGGCCCUCAUGGCAGCUCGUGGGAGCCAUCUUCGUGGUCGACGUGCUGGCCACCAUCUUUUGUCUGUUUGGCUGGCUGUCUGGUAGCGGUGGUGGUGUCAUGUACACGCACCCCAGCGACUCCUUCAAGAACAGCAGCAACGGCUGGACGGAUAUCGUCACCGUUGUCCUCGUCUGGGCGUACUCCAUCGGUGUCACUAUCUUCAUUGCCAUUACGUACUAUAUCCUCAACAAGAUCCAGUGGCUCAACGACCUCGGCAGGAAGGACAGGCACAAGAAGGAUACGAUCCUCGAAAAUGCGUUGUUAUCGCUCAAUAAGGUGGCUAUUGAGCAUGACCGCAACACGGAGACGGGUCACGACCGAUUUUACCUGGUCGAGAAGGCUGCUGCCGAGGACGAGGAGUAGAGGAGAAGAUACAUGAAAAAAGAUGGCGGAGGAUAUUGGAAAUGGCCUUUGGUGUUUAAGGGUGAUUUGGGUGAAAUUGUUAAUAGAUUUCCAUCUCGGCGCAGUCGUUGGGAAGGUCUGAAAGCAUAGAUAGCAUCAGGUUUAAUUUCAAUCAAACCAUUUCAAG
Messenger RNA from Cryphonectria parasitica EP155, 3294 nucleotides. RefSeq names its product plasma membrane H+-ATPase. Gene Ontology annotation, biological process: proton export across plasma membrane; regulation of intracellular pH. Lineage: Eukaryota; Fungi; Ascomycota; Sordariomycetes; Diaporthales; Cryphonectriaceae. Bases 105 to 3128 code for a protein of 1007 amino acids. Gene Ontology annotation, molecular function: ATP binding; P-type proton-exporting transporter activity; ATP hydrolysis activity. The transcript is spliced from 8 exons. The record is from RefSeq and is a predicted model, not a curated record. Gene Ontology annotation, cellular component: plasma membrane.